Molecule: messenger RNA, 507 nt
Organism: Pichia membranifaciens NRRL Y-2026
Lineage: Eukaryota; Fungi; Ascomycota; Pichiomycetes; Pichiales; Pichiaceae
Exons: 2
Coding region: 43-417 (124 amino acids)
Biological process (GO): transcription by RNA polymerase II
Cellular component (GO): RNA polymerase II, core complex
Molecular function (GO): protein dimerization activity; DNA binding
Source: RefSeq, a predicted model, not a curated record
CAAAGAGGGCUUCAGACAGCACAUAACACACAGUCAUACACGAUGAACGCACCAGACCGUUUCGAGCUCUUUAUUCUCCCCGAUGGAGUGCCUAAGAUCCAGAUAACACCCGACUCGCGUGUCCCGAACUGUCUUCUAAUAAAGUUUGAGAGAGAAGACCACACGUUGGGAAACUUGCUCAGAGACGAGCUCAUCAACGACCCAAAGGUGCUGUUCGCCGCAUACAAGAUCGAGCACCCGCUCUUUGCCAACUUCAUGAUGAGGCUCCAGACGGAGGAAGGCUACAACCCAAGAACGGCGUUGAAAAACGCGUGCAACAGGUUGAUACAGAGACUGGGUCUUUUGAACGAGAAAUUCAAGAGGGAGUGGGAGUUGAAGGCCUUGUUGUCUGCCACCGAAAACGACGAUGUCCUCUGAGUCCUUCUCAGCGCUACCCCUCCUUUCUAAACUACGUGCCGCAGGUGCACCCAACGCACACUCUUUUACAUACUAUACAUAGCAUACUGU